This is a messenger RNA of Amborella trichopoda, 3672 nucleotides long. RefSeq names its product receptor-like protein kinase 4 (gene RLK4). The record is from RefSeq and is a predicted model, not a curated record. Gene Ontology annotation, biological process: recognition of pollen; protein phosphorylation. Lineage: Eukaryota; Viridiplantae; Streptophyta; Magnoliopsida; Amborellales; Amborellaceae. Gene Ontology annotation, molecular function: protein serine/threonine kinase activity; ATP binding.
AAAAUUGUCCUCUUACCGCUGUUGAAAUCAAUUUAAAUUCUCUUUUUUAUAUCCCCUAUUUUCACUUUCUAUUAUAAUGUAUGCGUGAGAGAGUGUAUAUUUAAGAGAGAAAUAUUUUUCCAAGUGGGGAUAGAUCUGAGAGACACGCGAAAGAUUUCCAAAUAUUCUUCGUCAAUCUGUUAAUAGAUUUUUUACUUCUUUCACCCCUCUUACGGCAAAAUGGAUUUUGUGAAUGCUUAAUAGAUUUCGUGAUUUUUGAAAAAAUCUCGAAUAAUAUCUUUUUAUUGUUACGUAUUAGAUUUCCAUGUACUCAAAUUGGCUGUAGUAUGACUUUUAAAACACAAGAUUGCCAUCAAAUAACCUAUAACUACAGGUACAGAUCGGGUUCGAUUAGUCCUGGUUAGAUCAUUGCCAGCCUUUUACCAUUGUCUGUUGUUGGUAGACCGUAAUUUUUUUAAGUCCUUACCGAAUCCUCACAUUUCAUAACCCACCCAGACCCUAGUUUUGAAAGGACGGGGACCGGGCCACGUACCUCCGAAUCGCAUAUACCACCGACCAUGACUGCCGUUCGUAAGGGUACUCUCGUCAGUUUUACCGGGAUAAAGCAUUACACCAAAAUUUACUCCCGCUUUUCAAAAAGCGGCCGUCUUUUCUUUCCCAUAAAAAUUGCUCGCCUUUCGUCGUUUUCGAAUCACCAGUGCUGCACAUUAAGGGCGGUCUAAUCCAAGAAAAAUAGCUUCUUUUUUCCAGUCACCUAUGGCGUCUAAAACCUCCAUCUCUGAAAUUUUAGCCGGAUUUUUCCACCUUUUCUUCUAUUUUUCAACUGUUUCUGCGCUUUCCGGCGCCAUAAUCGCCGGAAAUUCGACAUUAAAGAGCAGGAACGGGACCUUCGAGCUCGGCUUCUUCAGCCCCAAUGGUGGUUCGCUCUGGUACUUGGGUAUCUGGUACGGCGCGAUCCCUAUCAAAACCUACGUUUGGGUAGCGAACAGAGAAAACCCCAUUAAAGACCCAAGCUCUGCAACUGUAAAACUGAUGGCCGGGAAGCUUACAAUCUUUGAUUCGGGUAAUAACUCGAUUUGGGCCACAACAAAUCAUGACAAAGCUUCGAGGACGGGGCUCUUUGAUACAGGAAACCUGGUUCUGUUUAAUAGAAAGAGGGAACUGGUUUGGCAAAGCUUCGAUUACCCUACUGAUUCAUGGCUUCCUGAAAUGAAUUUUACGGUGAAUCAUAGCUUAGUAAGCUGGGAAAGCCCCACCAAUCCGGCUGCUGGAAAAUAUAUUUUCCGGCUAAAGCCGCUAGAAUACGGCCAGUUUGUUCUCUUGUAUGAAGAUAGAGAGGUUUACUGGACCUCCGGAAAAUGGAAUCGUAAUUCAUUUUCCGGCAUACCAGAAAUGACAGUGAAGUAUAUCUACGAUUUCAGGUUUAUGAAUGCAUACACACCUAAUGCUUACUUUGUGUAUACAGAGCCAGAUCCAAAUCUCCGGCCAUUUAGCCGAUUUUACAUUGAUUUUUCAGGCGUGAUGAAGCAGCAAACAUGGUCUUCUCAAAUCAAUAACUGGUAUAUGUUUUGGUCUAGACCAGAGAACCACUGUGAUGUUUAUGGAAUUUGUGGGAAAAAUGGGUUUUGCAUCGACCCAAGUGGCCGGAAAACCUGCAGCUGUAUGGCGGGAUUCUCGCCGGAAAAAAUUUCCGGCUGGGAUUCCGGUGAUUACAGUGACGGUUGCAUACGCGACCACUCUUUUGAAUGUAGUGAAAACGAUAAGUUUGUUGACAUGGGGUUAAUGGCUUUCAGCUCAAAGGCCACUGUGUCAUUCUCUGGCGACCCGAAAACUUGCCGGGAAAGUUGUUUGAGAAAUUGUUCUUGCUUGGGUUUCACGUACAGUGAAGACAUUGCUUUUUGUGAAAAUUUAUACGGAGGGUUUUUCAAUGUGAAGAACCUGACCUCGGGGUCGCCGGGAAAGGUACUUUCCGUCAAGGUUUCGCAGGAUUUCUAUAUAACUUCCGGUGAAAACUGCCGAAAAACCAGUCGUACUUUGAUAGCAGGUCUCUGUGCUCUAUCUUUAGUUAUGGCCGGAGCUUUGAUUUUACAAGCCAUUAUUUGGAAGAGGAGGCGCUCAAAAAGGAGAAGAAUGGCUGAUAUCUCAGCCUCAGGUCUUAGGGUUUUCUCUUACAAAGAACUCGAUACUGCAACUCGAGGGUUCUCAGAGAAGCUUGGCCAUGGCGGUUUUGGUGUGGUUUUCAGGGGUGUUUUGCCCGAUUCUUCCCAAGUCGCAGUAAAACGCUUAGAGAAACCAGGAGUUUCAGGCGAGAAAGAAUUCAUCAAUGAAAUCCUCACCAUCGGAACCCUGCAACACGUUAAUCUAGUUCGACUUCGAGGUUUUUGCUCUGAAAACUUGAAUCGCCUUCUGGUCUAUGAUUUCAUGGUGAAUGGUCCAUUAAGCUCUUAUUUCAAUCAAGAGUCAACCAAAACCCUAGACUGGGAAACCAGAUUCAAAAUAGCUUUAGGUUCAGCGAGAGGAAUUGCCUAUCUCCAUGAAGAGUGCAGAGACACCGUAAUUCACUGUGAUAUCAAACCAGAGAACAUCCUUUUGGACCAUGAUUUCACCGCAAAGGUCUCAGAUUUUGGCAUGGCGAAGCUUUUAGGUCGAGAAUUCAGCAGAGUGGCCACCACAACAAGAGGAACCAGAGGCUAUUUAGCACCGGAGUGGAUAGCUGGUCUUCCCAUUACUUCAAAAGCCGACGUUUACAGCUACGGCAUGACGCUUUUGGAGAUAGUUUCAGGUCGUCGGAAUUUGCAGAGUGAUUUUCCAGUGAGUUUGCCAGCAAAGGAGUGGUGUUUUCCGGCAUGGGCGUCGGAGAGGGUGGCUGAGGGGGAGGAGGGAGCGGUGGUGGAUGGAAGGCUGGGGUCGGUGUUUGAUAGGGCGGAGGCAGAGCGGUUGUGUAGGGUGGCGGUGUGGUGUAUACAAGAUGAGGAGAAAGAGAGGCCGGCGAUGGGGGACGUGGUGAAGAUGGUGCAGGGGACAGUGGAGGUGAGGGUGCCGCCUCAGCCGCGGUCGCUUAAGGCGCUGGUGGCGGAGGAGGAGGUGGUGAGGGGGAGUCCAGGGUCAGAAUCCUCAUGCUCUGUGUAGAGAGAGAGAGAGAGAAAAUGGUGCUGGGAUAGUGGUGGCGAGAGAAGGGAGACCAAUCCUAGAGAGAGAAAGAGAGAUUUUAGAGAGAGAGAUCCGUGUAAUUGGUGGAGAGAUAGAACCAGGGAGGGAGAGACCCAUCCUAGAGAGAGAAAGAGGAAGGGGGAGAGAUUCUAGAGAGAGAAAGCUAAAUGUGAUUGCUGGAAAGAGAGAAAUCCAAGCCACCCAUCUUAAUAUUGUGACUGAAAACAUGGAUGGAGAGAGAGAGAUGAUGUUUUUUUAGAGAGAGAGAGAUGAUGUUGUUUAGAGAGAGAGAGAGAGAGAGCGUUGAGAAAAAAAAGAAUAUGGUUUUUGGGUGGAUUGUCCAUGGCGUAAAGGAGGAAAGACCUGCGCUUUAUUUUGCCGCCAUCUCCCAUUCUAAGAAUGGGUGGAAGGCUUUCAGCAAGUUUGAUUUAUUUGUAAUAUGUUGUAAGAAGGGAUUUCCUUUUGUUGUUUUUCAUUCGUGUAAGAUUCGAUAGGAGGGAUUUUGUUAGUAGUUCCAAAUUU